Molecule: messenger RNA, 832 nt
Organism: Pseudonaja textilis
Lineage: Eukaryota; Metazoa; Chordata; Lepidosauria; Squamata; Elapidae
Source: RefSeq, a predicted model, not a curated record
AGACCAAACUGGCUCAUGUUGUGUGAACGCUGUAUCUGGGUUUCUUUUCAGGUAUGGCGAAUUGAGAAUCGGGAGAUGGUUCCAGUUAAUCCGAAGACUUAUGGCCAGUUUUAUGGGGGUGACUGUUACCUCGUCUUGUACACCUACACGAAGUCAGGCCGACCUCAUUACAUUAUCUACAUGUGGCAGGGUCGCCAUGCAUCAGUGGACGAAAUUACAGCUUGUGCUAUCAAUGCUGUGGAGCUGGACAAGAAAUAUGGGGAUGAGCCUGUCCAGGUUCGAGUGACAAUGGGGAAGGAACCCCGGCAUUUCCUCGCUAUCUUCAAGGGAAAUUUGAUCAUUUAUGAGGGAGGCAUCCAUCAUGGUCAGAAGACGGAACCUGAACCAGAUGUCCAGCUCUUCCAAGUGAGAGGUACCGAUGAAUUCAACACCAAAACGAUCGAGGUCCCCGCCCGAGCCUCUUCUCUCAAUUCCAAUGAUGUCUUCCUUCUCAAGACCAACCAAGUGUGUUACCUGUGGUGUGGAAAGGGAUGCAGUGGAGAUGAGCGAGAAAUGGCAAAGACCGUGGCCGAUGUCAUCUCCAAGUGGGACAAACAGACGGUUCUGGAGGGGCAGGAACCGGCUGAAUUUUGGUUUGCCCUUGGAGGCAAAGCACCCUACGCCAGUGGCAAGAGAUUCCAGGAACAAGUUCCUCACUAUCAGGCUCGCUUGUUCGAAUGCUCCAACCAGACUGGGCGAUUCAUUAUGACUGAAAUAGUGGAUUUUGGCCAGGAUGACCUGGACGAAGAAGAUGUCAUGUUGCUGGACACCUGGGAAGAGGUCAGUAUGAGAU